Messenger RNA from Pollicipes pollicipes, 3689 nucleotides. RefSeq names its product sodium/potassium-transporting ATPase subunit alpha-B. Gene Ontology annotation, cellular component: plasma membrane. Lineage: Eukaryota; Metazoa; Arthropoda; Thecostraca; Pollicipedomorpha; Pollicipedidae. The transcript is spliced from 2 exons. Bases 20 to 3100 code for a protein of 1026 amino acids. Gene Ontology annotation, biological process: potassium ion import across plasma membrane; intracellular sodium ion homeostasis; intracellular potassium ion homeostasis. Gene Ontology annotation, molecular function: P-type sodium:potassium-exchanging transporter activity; ATP hydrolysis activity; ATP binding. The record is from RefSeq and is a predicted model, not a curated record.
AGCAUUGGGAGUCUCCAAGAUGGCUUCGAGAAAGAACAGCCGGAAACUCAGCGUUCAGGCAUCGACAGCCAUCGUAAACAAACCCAAGUCCAGCCAACGAGACCUGGACGAACUAAAACGCGAGCUUGAACUUGACGAACACACCAUACCUAUCGAGGAAUUAUGCUCAAGAUUGCAUACAGAUCCACAUCAAGGCUUGACAGAUCAACAAGCAGCUAACAACCUCGCUCGUGACGGGCUAAAUGCACUUACGCCACCGAAAAAAACACCAGAAUGGGUCAAGUUCUGCGAGAACAUGUUCUAUGGUUUUUCAAUGCUUCUUUGGGUGGGAGCGGUGCUCUGCUUUAGCGUAUACGGGGCUGAAAGCGCAACCAAAGAUCAUGUGCCUCCUGACAAUUUUUAUGUAGGCGUUGUUUUGACCGGCGUUGUGGUAGUCACCGGUAUAUUUUCUUACUACCAAGAGAGAAAGAGCUCAAAAAUAAUGGAAUCAUUCAAAAACCUCGUACCACAUACAGCAAAUGUAGUUCGCAACGGAAAGCCCCAAAAUGUCAAGGCAGAAACACUGGUUGUGGGGGAUGUCGUUGACGUCAAGUUUGGAGACCGCGUUCCAGCGGACAUAAGGAUCUUGGAAGCACAUGGCAUGAAGGUCGACAACUCAUCCCUCACAGGCGAGUCGGAAGCCCAGUCUCGAUCGCCUGAGUCGACCAGCGAAAAUCCGUUGGAGACCAAGAACCUAGCCUUCUUCUCAACAAACGCUGUGGAGGGCACAUGCCGCGGGAUUGUGAUAAACAUCGGAGACAACACGGUCAUGGGGCGCAUCGCCGGACUAACAUCUGGGCUUGAUUCGGGCAAGACUCCAAUCGCUAUCGAAAUCGAACACUUUAUUCACAUCAUCACAGCCGUAGCCGUGUUUCUCGGGGUGACUUUCUUCAUUGUUGCACUUGUGCUUAAAUAUCAGUUUGUGGACGCCGUCAUUUUUCUGAUCGGCAUAAUCGUGGCGAACGUGCCCGAAGGCCUUCUGGUCACUGUCACUGUUUGCCUGACACUCACAGCAAAACGAAUGGCUCAAAAGAACUGUUUGGUUAAAAACCUUGAGGCGGUUGAGACACUAGGAUCUACAUCUACUAUAUGUUCGGAUAAAACAGGAACACUUACUCAGAACCGAAUGACCGUCGCACACAUUUGGAUGGAUGGACGCAUUAAAAAAACAGACACCACGGAAGAUCAGUCGGGGGCGAAGGUUGACAAUACAGCAGCCGGCUGGCCUGCACUGUCCCGUGUGUGCAUGCUUUGUAAUCGUGCCGAGUUUGCGCAGGACCAGGAAAACGUGUCGAUCAUGCACAGAAAAAUUAACGGCGAUGCCUCUGAGUCAGCCAUUCUUAAGUUCACGGAAAGUGCGUGUGGUAAUGUCAUGGAUUAUCGCGAGAAGUAUCCGAAGGUGUGUGAGAUCCCCUUUAAUUCCGUCAACAAGUACCAAGUGAGCAUUCAUGACGUCAACGGCGAGGUCACUGACGAAGAUGGCAAGGAGUGUAAUUACCUCUUGGUGAUGAAAGGCGCUCCGGAGCGGGUCCUCGACCGCUGUACAAAAAUCCACUUCCAUGGCAGAGACGUCAGUCUCAACAACAAGUGGAAAGGCAGAUUCAACAAAGCCUAUAUGGAGUUAGGCGGCAUGGGAGAGCGCGUCCUGGGCUUCUGUGACCUGGCCCUGCCGGCCGAGAUGUUCCCCCGCGGCUACGAGUUUGACGGCGAGGAGGAGAACUUCCCUCUGGACGGACUGCGGUUCGUCGGCCUGGUGUCCAUGAUAGACCCGCCCCGAGCCGCCGUGCCGGACGCCGUCGCCAAGUGCCGAUCGGCCGGCAUCAAGGUGUUCAUGGUGACCGGCGACCACCCAAUCACAGCCAAGGCCAUCGCACGCUCGGUCGGCAUCAUCUCGCCGCAGAGCUACACCAUCGAAGAGCUGGUGGUGCGCAUGCGCUGCAAGGCCGAGGACAUUGACCCGCGCCUGGCCAAGGCCGCCGUCAUCCACGGCGGCCAGCUGAAGGACAUGAAUGACGCCGACAUCGACUCAGUGCUGCACGACCACCAGGAGAUUGUGUUCGCCCGCACGUCACCGCAGCAGAAGCUGAUUAUAGUCGAGGGCUGCCAGCGCGCCGGCGCUGUUGUGGCCGUGACUGGCGAUGGCGUUAACGACUCGCCAGCGCUGAAAAGGGGUGACAUCGGCGUCGCCAUGGGUAUAGCCGGCUCGGACGUCUCUAAGCAGGCCGCCGACAUGAUUCUGCUGGACGAUAACUUCGCCUCCAUCGUCACCGGCGUGGAGGAAGGUCGCCUGAUCUUCGACAACCUCAAGAAAUCGAUCGCCUACACGCUGACUUCGAACAUACCCGAGAUUUCGCCGUUUCUGUUUUACAUGGUCGGCGGAGUGCCGCUUCCCCUAGGCACCGUCACCAUCCUCUGUAUUGACCUCGGCACUGACAUGGUGCCGGCCAUCUCGUUCGCUUACGAAUCAGCCGAGUCGGACAUCAUGAAGCGCAUGCCUCGCGACAAGCACCUAGACCGUCUGGUGAACGAGCGACUCAUCUCCAUGGCGUACGGCCAGAUCGGGAUGAUCCAGGCUGCGGCCGGCUUCUUCACGUGGGUCGUCAUCCUGGCUGAACACGGCUUCCUGCCGUACGACCUGUUCGGGCUGCGGGUAAUGUGGGAGGCGCGCACUCUGGACGAUCUGAAAGACUCGUACGGCCAGGAGUGGACCUACGUGGACAGGAAGAAGCUGGAGCACACUACUCAGACGGCAUUCUUCGUCUCCAUCGUGAUCGUGCAAUGGGCGGAUGCCAUCAUUUGCAAGACCAGACGCAACUCCAUUUUCACGCACAAAAUGAAGAACGGAAUGUUCAACUUCGGGCUGGUGUUCGAGACGCUGAUCGCUUGCGCACUCAGCUACUGUCCGGGUACGGACACGCUCUUCAAGAUGUACCCACUGCGCUGGAACUGGUGGAUCACGGCGGUGCCGUUCUCGCUCCUGAUCUGGACCUACGACGAGUGUCGGCGCUACACCCUGCGAACAAUACCAGGCGGCUGGUGCGAAAAGGAGACCUACUACUGAAGCAGCCUAAGAGGGCGGUGCGGGGCAUGGCAGUGGCUGCAGCCACAGGCAUACGCAGUCAGCGUUCUAGAAGGUGCCCGGCCAUGAAUAAUUGGUCGUUAUCUAGCACAAAAUAGCAAGAUCGGUUGAAAGAAAUGACACCUGUUGCAUUUGUGACGCAAAAGGUUAUCCUGUUCCACUGAUCGCCGGAGGGUAAUGUUUGUGCUUACAGGUCUUAUUGAUCAUUGGAGACGUCGGUUGCAGACAAUAUCAGGCUAGGCGAUUGUCCGACAGAGAGGACCGGGGAAGGAUACCUGCAGCAAGAAUUAAAGUGGCAUGAUCUGCUUGGAUAUGUGACGGUAUGGUUAACUACGCUCAAAUAUCACUGUUCGUUAAGCUCGCAACAAAGGAGCGAUUACAAAAGCUAUUGCUGGUCAUCUGAGAAUGUUUUGUUAUUCCCAGGCUGAGCUGAGCCUUGUUAUACAUGACUGGGGAUCUUAUCAUUCUGUGCAUUGUUUUCAAGGUUCCGGCGAAGCACAGUACAGGAGUAAAGGUGCAACCAUGCCCUCGUCGUUGCAUAAAGGAUUAAUGAAUACAAUAUUAAGGCUAA